AUGAAGAUCACCCCCGCACACCUCCUCGCCGGCCUGACAGCCUCGGCCGCUGCGGACCCCAUCACCAUCAAGCUUGAAGGCCGCCAAACGAACCGAAUCUCUGCCGCUGCUCGAGUCGCCAAGCGAGCUUCUUCUUCCUCGGUGGACAUCGCUUUGACCAACUGGUGGAACGUCACCGACUUCCAGUGGUACGGCAAGGUCUCUGUCGGUACACCCGCCCAGGAUUUCAACGUUAUCUUUGACACUGGCUCAACCGACUUGGUCAUCCCCAAGAAGGGCUGCACCACCUGCAGCAACUACACUCUCUUUGACCCCUCCAAGUCAAGCACCUACUCCGACAAGCCUGGCCAGCCGCUCAACCUCACAUUUGGUACCGGCGGCAAUGCCCAGCCUCUCGAACACGGAGCCACGCUGAGUGGUACUAUUGUAUCCGAUACUGUCACUCUCGGCGGUCUCUCCGUUGAGGACCAGCCCUUCCUUCUCUGUGAUAGCUACGAUAAGGCUUUGGGUGAGAACCCUAUUGGACUCAACAUUGACGGAAUCUUUGGCCUCUCACCCCCCGGAUCGUCCUUUUUCAGCGCCGCGUUGAACAAGACUUCCAACACGACCUUCUGGACCCUCGUCUCCUCCGGCCAGGUCCCCGAGCCCUUGUUCUCGCUGUACCUCAACGCAGGUGCCAACAGCGCUUCUGGUGAGCUCACACUCGGCGGAAUCGACUCGUCCAAGUACGACGGUGACAUUGCCUACGUUGACUUCAACGAGACCAUCACCAGCCUCGUCGGCGAGUGGUUCAUCGACCAACCCACCUUCUACGUCAACUCCGCGACGGUCAACAACUCCAAGACCGACGAAGCCUUCCCCGGCGCUGUCACCCUCCUAGACACAGGAACAGCGUACAUCAUGACCCCCGACUACCAGACCGCCAAGGACAUCUACGCCGCCAUCAGCCCCGAGAUCAAGCAGCUCGACAAGCAGGGCGUAUGGGGCGCCGACUGCGACGUCAUGGAGAAGCUGGCCCCAGAGCUGACCUUUACCGUCGGCGCCGGCGACAAGCUCGUCAACCUGACCAUGCCCAAGGACUCGUUCAACCUCGGCGAGCACGAUGCACACCCUGGAAAGUGCCAGGCCGUCAUCCUCAACGCACCCGAACCCCUUAGCGACCUCGCGUCUGUCUGGGUUCUUGGUGGUCCUGUGCUCAAGGGCUACUACACUGUUUGGAAUGGCGAGAAGUUGCAGCUUGGGGUUGCUAAUCUUAAGGCCUCCUCCACUUCUGGAGACGGAGGGUCGUCUUCGAGCACUCCUACCCCCGUGCCCACUGGAGGGGCGGGAGCUUUGGUGCCCACUGCCUGGGGCGUCCUAUCCAUUGCUGCCGGUCUUUUGGCCAUGAUUUAA
This is a messenger RNA of Ilyonectria robusta, 1392 nucleotides long. Its product is annotated as aspartic peptidase domain-containing protein. The record is from RefSeq and is a predicted model, not a curated record. The transcript is spliced from 3 exons. Gene Ontology annotation, cellular component: fungal-type vacuole. Gene Ontology annotation, biological process: proteolysis. NCBI's taxonomy places the organism in Eukaryota, Fungi, Ascomycota, Sordariomycetes, Hypocreales, Nectriaceae. Gene Ontology annotation, molecular function: aspartic-type endopeptidase activity. The coding region runs from base 1 to 1392 and encodes 463 amino acids.